UGUUCGAACCAGCUUUUCAGCGCGAUCGCGAAUCGUACUGCGAUACCAUUUUAUUGGUCGCUUCUUAUCGUGCACUUCCCCACACGCGAGUGAUCAGUGUUUUCUGUCCCAGUGCAUGGCAGCGUUGUCUGGUGCGCAGCAAAGUGUAGCGAGUGAGGUUUUGUGAGGUGAAGUGCAUCAGUGUUACAGAUUGUCUGCGAGAUCGCGUAACCAUCAACCCCGGUGGCAACAUUCAAGGAAGAAGCUUGAACGAGUUUUUCAAGCAAAAGCUAGAUAAAAUGGCAGCAGUCGAAAUGGUACACAUCGAAACUCCGCCUUUCAGUGUAAACAACGUGCAAAGGGCCGUGCAAAGGGCGAGUGCUGCGCAGACAAGCGAAGGGCCAGGAUAGCGAGGAAAGGGUUCCCGUCCCGUUUCUAGUGGUUGGUGCUGGUUGUGUAAUUUUGCUCGGUGACCCCAAAUAGCAGGCGUGUGCGCUGCUGUGUGGAUUGUUGUUUUCUUUAGUGCAAUACGCAGCGUGCGCCAAACGUCAUCCGUGGCCGUGGGUCUCGUGGUUUGCUGAUUGUUUUGAUCGGUUUCUUUGGGAGAUUCUGCCCACUCCCGGCGCCACCCCCGUACAGAGAACGAAAGAAGACAAGAUGCCCCAAUCCGACGGGGGUUACGUUUCGCUCGGCGGUGGUCCGAACUCCAUCUACAACUCGACCACCGAACCGCAGUCCGGCUCCAAAUCGGUGAUGGAAACGGUGAAGCGCGUCAUCGGGACGGCCAUCGGGGCCCAGGACAAGCACGCGCUGCUGGAGCGCAAUGGGACCGGACCCCAACCGUACAUAGUUAGUGCCAGAGAUCGCGACAAAACCGGCAAAUCAGCGAACGCCAGAAUGCCAUCCGCACCAGCACACACUGCCGAGGAAGCUCGCCUGCUUGGAGCGAUGCCGGUUGACCCGAUGGAUGACAUUGAGCUGCGCUCGGUUCAGCUACAGUAUCCCAACCAGCGAGGUUCGAUAGUCGGCUCGUGCGAUCUGCGGCGCGUACCGACGGACAAGGGCGACAUCCUCGUAGCGGUGCAGGGCGAUACAACGAAGCCAGCGAUCGUGACGUACCACGAUUUGGGAUUGAACUAUGCAUCGAGCUUUGCCGGUUUCUUCAAUUUCCCCACGAUGCGUUCGCUGUUGGAUAACUUCUGCGUGUAUCACGUGAAUGCACCUGGACAGGAAGAGGGCGCUCCAACGUUCCCGGAAGACUACGUAUAUCCCACGUUCGAUGAGCUGGGAUCGCAGCUGCUGUUUGUGAUGACACACUUUAACUUGAAGUCCAUCAUCGGAUUCGGCGUCGGUGCAGGAGCAAACAUUCUGGCCCGGUUUGCUCUGGCCAAUCCGGAUAAGGUCGGAGCACUCUGCCUUAUCAACUGCAGUUCAACGGCGGCCGGUUGGAUCGAAUGGGGCUACCAGCUGCUGAAUACGCGUAAUCUCCGCACCAAGGGCAUGACCCAGGGUGUGCUGGAUUAUUUGAUGUGGCAUCAUUUCGGCCGAAAUCCAGAGGAGCGUAAUCUGGAUUUGGUUCAGCUGUACAAGAGCAACUUUGAACGUUCGAUAAAUCCAGUCAACUUGGCCAUGCUGAUUGAUGCAUACAUUAAGCGUACGGAUUUGAACAUUGCCCGAACACCUUCCGGUUCACCACAAACUUCUGCCCCGUCACUGAAGAUGCCCGUGUUAAAUAUUACUGGCGCGUUAUCGCCCCACAUUGAUGAUACAGUAACGUUCAACGGUAGACUAAUCCCGGAGAAGACUAAUUGGAUGAAGAUUUCUGAUUGUGGUUUGGUACUGGAGGAACAACCAGGCAAACUGGCCGAAGCAUUCCGGCUAUUUCUGCAGGGUGAAGGCUAUGCACCAACAUUUUCACCGCAUGCUAAAUACCAUACUACCACCAACCACAACGUUAACAACAAUGAACCGGUGUCGUGUCAUAACCACAAUCAAGAGUUCGACAAGCUGAACGGGAACGUGCUGUUGGCGGGCGGCGGUGGCGGUGGCGGUGGUGGCGGUAGCGCAGAUCUGCAAACCGGCGGUCCGACCGGCAACAAUGGCAACAAUGGCGUCGGCGGCAGCAUCGGCAUCACAGCAACGGCCAACAUUUCCAGCACCGGUAGCGCCUGCAUUGGUGGCAGCGCGAGUGGCGCCAUCUAUGAGAACAGUGCCGCACUGCGGGCGAAGAACGGUGCGAUUCGAAUAACCGAGAAUCCGCUGCCCGAGAACGUGGCAUGCUAGAAACGAGACAUAUCGGGUCGGGUAAGCCGACCGGUGCUGGGUGAAGCGAAGGCAAAGGAGCGGGCGAUGGAAUGGAAGGAAAGCGGCCGCGUGCGCGCACCUACGUUGGACCAUAGCUAUGAAAGGCGGGAGGAAUUUAUGUGUGGGAUGGAAGCGAACGUGGACGAGGACGACGAGGUGUGGACGAACAGACGGUAUCGAAUAGAGAAGGUUAUGUUGAAUGCAAUAUUUUCUAUGCAAUUUUAAGUCGAGAUCGAUCAGUUACUAUAGCUGCCAUCGGGGCAGAUAUGGGCGAUGCAUUGCGGAUUCGGAAUCAGAAGUAAAUUCUCAUCUUUUCCAACGCUUCUCAUAAGCUGCAACUUUCGAAAUAAUUAAAUUCAAACCGCAGAGAAAAGAAACAACGUUUUAAUCUUCCAUCGAUCACGAAUGGAUGGAUGUGUGAUCGGGACGAAAACACUAGACAAGCAAUAGCGAUACGAUUUGUCGGGCAGGCAAAUUCAAGCAUAAAAAAAACCUUUUUUCCGGAAAAAACACAUCAGAUUGAUGUAAACUGACCAACGAGUGGGUAAAAACGGAACGAUUGCAUGAACCGAUAAUAUCAAUUUCUUACCAUAGUUUCUCUCGGAGGAGCUUUUGUUUUUCGGCCUAUGUUGGUAAUGUGUAAAUGCGAUAGAGAACCAUAAUAUCGCAAUCGCUAAUAUCCGUAUCAAGAGAUGUACAUUUUGUAGAAAAAAAAGAAGAAAAACUCUAUAACUAGUCUAGACAGAGACAAAUGGCCAAUAGUGAACUGUGAAUUGAAGAAUAUACCAAAAACCAAAAGAAGAAAAAAAAAUGGCAUAAGGAUGCGCCAAGCGUGUCGAACACGAACGGAAUGUUAAGCGCUGUAUCACAACCUCGUUGUAUGAUCACUGAAUUAGGGAAAUGGAAGCAAUUGUAUAAAACCCCCCUCGGAGCAGAACUGGAUGGCUAGGCGCGUUGGCUUUGAAAAAGCGAAUUCGAAACAAAACGGACUAAAAGCAAAAUCAAGCAAAAUUGUGGCAGUUGCUGUGACGUGAGAUGCAUAUCGUUAAAACGGACUAAGCUAACAUUUAAAACACAACCACACAAAAGGGACACGAGUAAUCUAUAGCAUACUCUAGAUAUCCGCCGUCUGCCGCACGCGACGUAAUGCAGUAAAUGCGCGAAGACAGCAAACCUGUAGCUUAAGGAUAAACGUAAUAAUAAACAAAGAAAAUGGAAACAAAACAAGACAAAAAAAAAUGCAACCAAAACAUACCAACUGCGAGGAGAAAAUAAAGCUCGUACAACGUGCUUUCUACCAAGAAACAAAACA
Messenger RNA from Anopheles moucheti, 3595 nucleotides. RefSeq names its product protein NDRG3 (gene MESK2). Gene Ontology annotation, biological process: signal transduction. Lineage: Eukaryota; Metazoa; Arthropoda; Insecta; Diptera; Culicidae. Bases 637 to 2262 code for a protein of 541 amino acids. The record is from RefSeq and is a predicted model, not a curated record. Gene Ontology annotation, cellular component: cytoplasm. The transcript is spliced from 14 exons.